UCACACUGUUCCACGUGUUGAUCGCUAUAUGGAUUAUGAUCGGCGUGGGCGUGUGCGUGUGGCGGUUCAUGGCGAGGCAGUACCAGUGGCACGGGGAGCGGCAGGGGGAGCUGAGGCAAUGGUGCUCGCAGCGAGCCAUAAUGCUGGAGCAGCAGCUGUUAGCUCACACAGGGCAAACUCAGACACUGGCAGGCUUGGUGUCAUCCCUGGGUCACAUGGCGGGGGAUGGCCAAUGGGCGCUGGACACGUGUCUUUCUGAGAGGCGCUGGAUGGCGUAUCUCACCCAAACCACGUCCACCCGGCCUGGAUGCGCUGGGGCGUUUGCGUGUCUUUACGUCACGCACGCUCAGAGGCGUGCGUUUGAGCGCCGGAACAACGCCUCCAUCACUGAUGCAUUCACCACCCUGCCACGUGCGCUUGCUGCGAACUACUGCCCCAAGGUGCUGGUCGUGGGCGGUGAGUCGGGCACAGCACUCUUGUCCGAUGCCCUGCAGGCCUUCCCCUCGGAGCUCUCUCUCGUGCGUGCCUCGGCCAAGGAGACGUUUACCCUCUACUCACAACAAAUCGUGCGUGCCUCAGCCAAAGAGGUGUUCACACUGCCCUAUGCCACUACCGCCACUAGCACUGCUGGGCUGGUUCCUCUUUGCAUUCCUCCCUGUCAUCCCUCCCUCCUUAUUCUCUCCGUAUCAACGCACCACACCGUCUUCCUUCCAUUUUCCACCUCUUUCCUCCCUAUCACCACACCAGGCGUGGUCUUUCCAGUGCUGCAACAGCCCCUCGCCUCGUCCUCCUCCUCCUCACAGCAGCAGGCACAGGCAGCAGUGGUGGGGGCAGUGACCACCACCAUCAACCUCACAGCCGUCGUGCAGAGUGUGCUCUCUGAGAUCUUCUCCUCCACUCCAUCCGCACGCUCAGACCGAUCAUUUGAGCUCUACGACACGACAGACCCUGCCGCCCCGCUCAUGCUCGCCGGCCCCACGCCACUGCUCUUCCAGCCGCAGCCCAGCCAGCCGGUCGCCCCGCUGCUGCCGCUGCCCCCCUCGGUGCUGCGCGUGUGGGAGAAGCGGGCAAUCGUGAACCUCACGCUGCCAAGUGCUGGGCCCAGGCGCUACCAAGUGUGGUGCAGGUUCACAGAGCCCCCGUCUCGGUUUGAGGAAUACGUAAUGCCGAGCCUUUUCAAUCUGUUGGUGUUGGCGCUGGUAGCGCUGGUGGCGGUGGUGGCCUGGCUGCAGCGGCGGCAGUACGAGCAGAGCAGGCGGGCAGCAGUGGAGGCGGAUGCAAUGAGGGAGGAGGCGGAAGCGGCUGAGAGGAGCAAGAGCUGCUUUGUUGCUAGCAUGACCCACGAACUGCGCACCCCCAUGCUUGGGAUCAUAGGCAUGCUAGACGUGCUCUCCGACUCACAUCUCUCUAGAAACCAGCUCUCAGACUUAAGCACAGCCCGUUCGUCCGCCCUGAAGGUGCUGAAGCUGGUGAAUCAGGUGCUGGACCUCUCCAAGCUGGAGGUGGGCCGGCUGCAGCUGGAGACGGGCGGGUUUGAUGUGCGCGCGUGGGUGGAGGGGGAGGUGGGCCGCCGAUGGACGGAGGCUCAAGAGAGGAACGUGCACUUGGCAGCAGAAGUGGAUGCCGAUGUGCCGCAGCAGCUGAUGGGAGAUCAGCUGCGCCUCGCCCAGGCGCUCUCUCAAGUCAUGGACUAUGCCUUGUCAUUCACGCCGCACGGGGGCUACGUGCUGGUUCGGGUGGCUGUGGCGGAUGUUGAAGUGCCCUUGGCUCAGCUGGCUCAGUGGAACGCGUCCUGUGCAACAGUCAGCAGCGCGAGUGUGACUACACUGAUAGAUUCAGACGGUGUGACUAUAAAACGGGAUGCUGGCACAGCAGCAGCGGCGGCUUGUGUUGCUGGUAGUGCUGGGCUGUGCAGUGAAGAGCAGAAACUUUGUCCACCUAUGCCCGCACGCAAUAGGCUCAAUAUGCGCAAACGGCUAGGAUAUGGCAGCAGUAGUGUAGGCUCAAAUUGUGACUGCAGAGGAGUGGGGCAGUGCAACCUUCGUGGUCCCUGCAUAGGUGGUAAUUGUACAGGCGAUAAAAGUGGUAACCAUACUAUGGGUGGUCGUAAUAGCCAUACGGUCAUUGUGGAUGGCGACUGUGACUGUACAGGGGGGAGAAGAGCAGCAGCAGGCGGGGCGAUGCAGCUGGUGGUGACGUGUGAGCAUAGCGGGUGUGACAACAGCGAGACCAUGAAUGGAUUUAUGUUCCGAUUUGAGGAGAUGCGUAGCCUGCAGGAGGGAGCUGAGGAAGCUGCUGCGAAGCUCAGCCUCGUGUUGGCUAAGCAACUGGUGACUCUAAUGAAGGGUGACAUGAGCUGCAAGGUGGACCCCGUUACAGGAACAACCUUUACCCUCGCCAUACCAAUUCUCCCUGCCCCGCCACAACUGCCCCAGCCAAGCCUUCCUUCAGCAGCCCUCCACCAGAUCAGCCUGUUCCAUACGAACCUGCCUUCUUCAAAAGCCGUUUUCCCCGCUGCCGCUCCUGCUGCUGCUCCUGCUGCUGCUGUGGCUGAAGCUGGGUUGGUGGGUGUGAACGUGCAUGGUCACGCGGAGGGUAGCAAUGCAGAGCGGGUGGAUGGGGGGGAGAGCCAUGGGACCAUGAUGGACAGCCGCAUGGGGCGGGAGCGGCGGGACUUUUCGGACCUCUCGGGAGUGCUGGUGGUGGUGGCGGAUGGCCAGCCGGAGAGAGCAAAGCUAACUGCCCGGGUGCUGACACACCUAGGAGCAUCUGUGCUGCUGGCAAACGAUGAACAGGCAGCAGCUUCCUUCACAGCCAAUUUUCAGGCCUACCACCAGCAGCCUUCCCGUUCCCACUCGCACCAGCACUUAACUAAGUUGUGUGGGAAGCAGCUGGUGGUGGUAGUGAGCGGGGAGGCUGGCCUGAAGAGGUUCAGGGAGGCCUUCUCCCUACUGAUGCAACAGCAUCAUCAAGAACAGCAGCAGCAAGUGGAGCCGGAGCGACAAGAGCAGAAUCGCGCAGUUGUGUGCAGCACAAGUGAUCGCAGGAGAAGCAAAUUGCACGACUGCAGUCCCUUGUGCUGCACGCCACUGCACAGCCUGGCCCUUUCUGGCAUAGUGGUGCUUGUAGAGAAAGGGGGGCGUAUUGAAGGGGAUGAGGCGGACAUGCACGGGGCUUCCAGGGAGGAGAGGGUGGGUGGCCUUCACAUGAGUCAACUUGAAAGAAGUGUUGAGGAGGGAGGAGGGAGUGACAGCACUCGCCACGGAGUCCAUGAGGGUGGCAUUGGCAUGGUUCCAGUGGUGCUGUGUGAACGGCCUCUCUUCUCCCACCACCUGCUCUCUGCCAUUCAGACCAUUAUCGUGUACCAGCACCACCAGCACCACCCACCUGCUCCCCACCUAGCAGCGGCUCAUCCUGUAAUCACCACUGCUGCUGCCUCUGCAACUGCAACUGCAUCUGCAACUGCCACUGCCACUGCUACUGCUGCAUGUCCUGCACCACCACCUGCAGCAGCCGUUGCUGCUACUGUUGCGCCUGCUGCUACAGUUGCGUCUGGUGUUAUCCCUGCUGAUUCUUCCAGUGGUGCGGGGCUUGGCAGUUCUGGUGCCAAUUGCAAAAAGAAGGUUUCGUUUGUGGACGGGGAGAGACGAGGGGGAGGGUCAGCAGCGAAUGGGGGAGCUGCAGGAGUGGGAGCAAAGGCGAGAAAGGGGAAAGCAGGAGACGGAGCAACCACAGCAGGAGGAGGGGCUGCGGCAGCGGCAGGAAGAGGGGAAGAAGGGAAGAGUCUGCUAGCUGGGUUGAGAAUCAUGGUGGUGGACGACGCAGCAGUGAAUCUGCUGGUGGCGCGCCGCACUCUCACUCGCAGCGGCGCCACCGUGGCCACAGCAGCCAGCGGGGAGGAGGCCGUGCGGCAAGUCAAGCACGCUCUGGGGGACACUGCCGCGGCGGUGGAUGCACGUGUGGAUGCACAUGUGGAUGCACGUGUGGAUGUGGUGCUCAUGGACCUGCAGAUGCCCCUCAUGGAUGGGUUCGUAGCCACAGCGGCCAUACGAGCACACGAACAAGCCCUGCUUCUUCAUCCUGCAUCACCACCAGAAUCAACACCCAAAGCAGCAACAGAAGCCACACAAUCGUGCACGCAAGCGUCAAUCACGCCCACCAUCCCUCGGCUCCUCAUAGUGGCGCUCACAGCAGAUGUGGAUGCUGAAAUCACGCAGCGCUGCCUUGCGAGUGGCUUUGAUGGCGUUCUGCAGAAGCCUGUCGACCCAAGGCUGCUCUCGCAGCUGCUUUUGAAAAUCUUCAAAAACUGA
Messenger RNA from Closterium sp. Yama58-4, 4310 nucleotides. The record is from the annotation of a GenBank genome assembly. Lineage: Eukaryota; Viridiplantae; Streptophyta; Zygnematophyceae; Desmidiales; Closteriaceae.